Molecule: messenger RNA, 1397 nt
Organism: Linepithema humile (Argentine ant)
Lineage: Eukaryota; Metazoa; Arthropoda; Insecta; Hymenoptera; Formicidae
Product: carbohydrate sulfotransferase 11-like
Biological process (GO): carbohydrate biosynthetic process
Cellular component (GO): membrane
Molecular function (GO): sulfotransferase activity
Source: RefSeq, a predicted model, not a curated record
AGUUUAAAUUUUAUGAAUUAUGAGCUAAUAUAAUGUUCUAAGUAGUGAUCUAUUAAUAAGAUUAUUUUGUAUAUUGUGCGACUGCAAUUAGCGUUUUUAAAUUUUAUUAAUUAUGUUCAUUAAAGCACAGUUUGUCAAGUGUGUUCUAUGCGUUGUACUAUAUUUUAUUGUCUGCGUAGUUUUAAUUACGGUAAAAAAAAAUUUUAAUUUCAAAGAAACAAUAGGCAUAACGACAGUCAACCUUCAAACACGCUUUUCGAUUCCAAACAACAUAAAUAAGAAGAAUGUCGAAUUGGAAAUAAACAUAUUGCGAAUGGAUGAGUUGAACGGCGAAACUAUUGAUCUACAGAAAAGCGCCGCUCUACUCCAACGGAUGUCAAAUGUCUGUGCAAAAUACAAGCUGAAGAGUCCUCUCAUCAAAAAACAUUUUCUAUACAACGCCAAACAUAAUUCGUUAUACUGCUGGAUCCGUAAAGUUGCAUCUACAAGUUUCACUAAAUUAUUUUCUGACAUGAGCAAUCGUCAGGUCAACAACAAUUUGUACAAAGAAAUAGACUUUCUGUCACCAAAAAGUUUAAGAGAUCUGCUGCAUUUCACUAGGAACAACGUUGUCUUCAAGUUGCUCGUCGUCAGACAUCCGUUUCAUCGAUUAGUCUCGUCGUAUAGGGACCGCAUUGAGGACAACAGCAAGUACACCGCACAAGCAUGGCUCUACGUUCGUCAGAUCCUUCAUCUUACAAGACCAGAGCUCUUUCAUUCCAAUUCAUCGAGCAGCAAUGUCCUGCAACAAAUGUUCUUGACAGAUAGAAAAUUAAAGAUAGUACCCAGCUUCCGGGAAUUCCUGGAGUGGCUGCUGAAGCAACCGCCAGGCCACGAUGACGUCCACUGGACUCCUUAUCACACUCAUUGCGCAGUCUGCGACGUGAGCUACAAUUUCAUUCUGAAACUGGACGAAUACACUUUCGGCGAUGUCAAUUAUAUCCUGUCGAAGAUGAAAUUGGACAAAAGUAAAAUCUACUUGCCCAGACUGCAACGCACUCGCACCGGAGUCACCGAUUUUAAUACAACAUGCAGAUACUUUUAUAAUUUGUCCACUGACAUGGUCCUGCGAUUGUACGAAAGGUAUAAAGUGGACUUCGAGAUGUAUAAUUAUAAGCUCGACAAAUAUCUGCACUGUAGUAAGAACAAAAAUUAACUCUGACUACAGGAAAUUGCAAUAUACUUGCAUGUUAUUGCGCUAUCAUAUUUUUUAAAUCGAGCAAAUGUUGAAAAAAUUAUAACACUGUUUUUUUCGUCUUAUUUAACAAGAGAUAAGCGGUGCAAGCAGUUCUGGAGUGAUCGAGAAUUGUUAAAAGACAACAAACAAAGUGGACACUCUUCAGAAAUCAAUGAUUAAU